Messenger RNA from Panonychus citri (citrus red mite), 1102 nucleotides. Its product is annotated as vacuolar protein sorting-associated protein 11 homolog. NCBI's taxonomy places the organism in Eukaryota, Metazoa, Arthropoda, Arachnida, Trombidiformes, Tetranychidae. Gene Ontology annotation, molecular function: protein-macromolecule adaptor activity. Gene Ontology annotation, biological process: organelle fusion; vacuole organization; endosome organization. Gene Ontology annotation, cellular component: HOPS complex; endosome. The record is from RefSeq and is a predicted model, not a curated record.
UUCCUUUUGUUUUUAAUUGUUACUCUUUAAUUGUUGUUAAUUUUUUUUAUCCAUAAUGAAUUUGAUUAAUAGUAAAUUCUCAAAAAAUGUUCGAGAUACUUUGAUAAAAUCGUUUAAAACGUUAGGUCGAGAUCCGAGUUACUUUUCUCAAGUCAAACAAGAUGAAAGUGAAACUCAUUCUUCUGAUUUUGACUCAACUGACAUGGGUUCAGAGGAACCAUUCCUUGAAUCAGCCAAUCCAACUAAAAUGAUCCUUUUCUUGGAAUACAUUGUAACCAAUGAGCCGGACAAAGCAGAUGAAUCAAUUUAUAACAGUUUACUUGAUUGUUACCUGAUUGUUUAUAAAAAGGAAUCAAAUCAAGAUGAAUGUGAUAAUUUACGUAAAAAGAUUAUGUCACUUUUGAAAGACAAUGCUGGAAAGUAUAGCUUUGAACAAGCAAUGAUCUCAUGCCGGAUGAACCAUUUUAUUGAUGGAUUAUUAUUUAUCUAUCAACAAGCUCAACUUUAUGAUCUUAUACUUGAUUAUUACAUUGAAGUUGAUGAUGUUAAUAUGAUUGUGGACACUUGUGAAAAGUUCAGCGAGGAAGAUGAACGCCUAUGGGUUCGAGCAUUUUGGUAUUUUGCCAAAAUUCCGGAAAUUGAGAUGUCCCAUUUACAUCGAGUACUUGAAGAGGUAGACAAACGUAAUCUAAUACCACCCAUAAGUGUCAUCGACAUUUUAUCAACCAAUUCACCGAAUGCCACUUUAACUGCAAUCAAAGAUUAUCUAGUCCGUUGGUUAACAACAAGUGAAACUGUUACAAAAAACAAUGAGCUUAUUUCAGAAUAUCAAGAGUCAACCGAAAAGAUGAGAGAUGAAAUUGAAUCAAUUCGAACUCAGCCCAAAAUAUUUCAAUCAAGUCGAUGUUCAUCUUGUAAGAUGCACUUAGAAUUACCAUCAAUCCAUUUUCUCUGUGGUCAUUCAUAUCAUCAGGGGUGUUUGGAAUCACCAGAGAUGCCAUCAGACUCACCGAGAGACAAAGGAUGUCCACUUUGUUUACCUGAGCAAAUUAGAUUAACAACAAUGAUCACAACACAAAGGAAAACAAUUUCGGUUCCAUAA